Messenger RNA from Brassica rapa (field mustard), 2604 nucleotides. RefSeq names its product sulfite exporter TauE/SafE family protein 5. NCBI's taxonomy places the organism in Eukaryota, Viridiplantae, Streptophyta, Magnoliopsida, Brassicales, Brassicaceae. Gene Ontology annotation, biological process: protein ubiquitination. Gene Ontology annotation, cellular component: Cul4A-RING E3 ubiquitin ligase complex; membrane. The record is from RefSeq and is a predicted model, not a curated record.
UGAACGUGAACGUGACGUUUUGGUGUUCGUGAGUGGUUAGAAAAAUCAAGAUAAAGAAUAACACGGAAAAACUUUAUUGAAGCAGAGUCCUUGGAAUCAUUGAAUGAAAGGACGAUGAAGAAAUAAAUGAGAAACAGAGUACAUAUAAAAAUGUGACAGUGACAGUCUUCUUAUUACAUUAUUCUCGAAACCUUUGACCAAAUUGUAUUUUUUAAUGUAUAAAUCAGAUGUCAACUAAGACACGUUGGGUCUUGCACUAAAGUCUGAAACGAAGAAAAAGUUGAUCACAUGCGUGUGUACGCACUGAUGAUGCACGUCGGGAAAAUUUGUGGAUAAAAAGGCUGUUAUUUAAGGCCUUUAACAGGCUUAAUUGAUAAGUUGUUCUUAAGGCCCAUAACAGGCUUAAUUUACCGUUUAAUUAAGGUCCAAUGUAUUAAACCCAUUCGUAGAUUCACUAAUAAAUGUGGAAAAAUUUUAGUCACUGUAGUUGAAGUUUAUUAAUGUUUCUAUAACAGAAAUUUUGAAUUUUGAAUUCCGAAAAAAUUGAUUUAUCAACAAUUUUAUAAAAAAUAAUUCACGAGAAAUUAAUGAAAUAGAACAGUUAAAAACGAUUAUACUUAAAACAUUUAUUAGAAUCAUUUGGUUAAAAACUGUUUAAUUUAAUUUAUUUUUUCAAAAAAAAAACUGUUUAAUUUAUAGUUACUUACACUAAUUUAUUAUUCUAUUAUAAAUUAUAAAAGUAUUAUAUAAAUGAUUCUAAUAAAGGUUUAAGUAUAACAGUUUUAACUGUUCUAUUUUUAUUAAUUUCGUGUGAGUUAUUUUUUAAUAAAAUUGUUGAUAAAUCAAUUUUUUGGAAUUCAAAAUUCAAAAUUUUUGUUAUAGAAACAUUAAUAAACUUCAGUCAAAUUAUGGACUAAAAUAUUUCCACAUUUAUUUAUAGAUAGAUACAAAAUAAAUUAUUAUUUGACUUACCAAGUCUUUCAUUCAUGUUCCAUGAGGUUCACAAGGGGACGUUUUCUUUCUCGUCCCCUUCUUAAACAAUUUUUUGAAAGCGAAAACGUACAUACCUGACACAUUAUACAGUUUCAGACGACAACUGUUUCUUCUUCUUCUCCUACUUAGAACUGUUCUUUGCGUGAAUAUUGCCACAGAUCACAGAUGUAAUGUGCUCACCACUCUUUUGAAACCUUCAAUAUAAAGAACAACAACAAUGCUUCAUUAGAUCACAAGCAAACAUUAGUUUCAAUCUUUAAGACAAAGAGAAUGAAGACCUUUUUCGUUUUCCUCCUUCUUCUCCUUUGUGUUUUAUCGAUCAACGCUGAUCAACAAGAAGAGAACCAACCAACAUCUCAUAAAAUUCUCCACAAAGUCCAACUAUGGAGAACUUCUCUGAAAGAAUCAAGCGCUCAAGAACUCAAGCUAUCUUCAGCAAUCAUUGUGGCUGGAGUCUUAUGCUUCAUGGCUGCCUUAAUCUCCAGCGCAGGUGGGAUCGGAGGCGGAGGUUUAUUCAUUCCAAUCAUGACUAUAGUCGCGGGGUUUGAUUUGAAAACAGCUUCAAGCUUCUCUGCUUUCAUGGUGACCGGUGGUUCCAUUGCCAAUGUGAUCAGCAAUCUCUUUGGCGGUAAAGCAUUGCUUGACUACGAUUUAGCCUUGCUUCUCGAGCCUUGUAUGCUUCUUGGUGUGAGUAUUGGUGUUAUCUGCAACAGAGUUUUGCCUGAGUGGCUCAUCACUGUUCUUUUCGCGGUGUUUCUCGCUUGGUCUAGCUUGAAGACUUGUAGAAACGGAGUCAAGUACUGGAAAAUCGAGUCUGAUACUGCGAGAGGGAAAGGACAUGAGAGGCCAGAGAAAGGACAAGGGGAGAUAGAGGAGGAUGCUAAGAGUCUUAAAGCACCUCUUCUUGAAGCUAAAGAGAAGAGAAACAAGACUCCAUGGACGAAACUUGGUGUCUUGAUCGUUGUUUGGGCGUCUUUCUUUGUCAUUUAUCUUCUUCGUGGUAACAAAGAUGGAAAGGGAAUCAUAACGAUAAAGCCUUGUGGUGUUGAGUAUUGGAUUCUGCUUUCACUUCAGAUACCUCUUGCUUUGGUGUUCACAAAGCUUGCACUUUCGAGAACCGAAAGUCUACAAGAAAGAUCCUCUAACAAUCAGAAAGAUCAAGAAGGUACAAGACUAGACCAGUCCACAAGGUUUAUGUUCCCGGUAAUGUCAUUUUUAGCCGGUUUAUUGGGUGGUAUAUUCGGUAUUGGUGGUGGAAUGCUUAUAAGCCCUCUUCUUCUUCAAGCUGGGAUACCACCACAGAUAACAGCAGCAACAACAUCAUUCAUGGUGUUCUUCUCAGCAACAAUGUCAGCAGUUCAAUACCUGCUACUUGGAAUGCAAAACACUGAAGCAGCUUACUUGUUCUCCUUGAUUUGCUUCUUUGCUUCGCUUCUCGGUCUUGUUUUGGUUCAAAAGGCAGUAGCUCAGUUUGGAAGAGCUUCCAUCAUUGUGUUCUCUGUAGGGACAGUGAUGUCUCUGAGCACAGUCCUUAUGACUAGCUUUGGAGCUCUUGAUGUAUGGACUGAUUAUGUGGCAGGCAAGGACAUGGGGUUCAAGCUGCCAUGUUAA